GACUUCAUCUUCAUACGCCCCGCAGAGAUACUUGCGUUCAACGACGCUCUCCCCGCGUUCACUGCCAUCAACACUGUUCCUGUGACCUCGACCGACUCGCAGGACUCUCACUUCGGUUGGGCGACAUCCCCGCACAAGCAUUGCAGCCUCGGCCCAGACCUCAAGCUCCCGCUCCUCGCGGACCGCAACACGUCCAUCUCACGAGACUACAGCAUCCUCAUCAAGGACAAGGGCAUCGCCCUCCACGGACUCUUCAUCACCGACCCCAACAGCAUCCUCAGGUGUGCCCACAGCGCGGCAGUGAGUACUCCAUUUGUGUUGCAGCACGAUCUCAUAGUGCCUUGA
Molecule: messenger RNA, 345 nt
Organism: Epithele typhae
Lineage: Eukaryota; Fungi; Basidiomycota; Agaricomycetes; Polyporales; Epitheliaceae
Exons: 2
Biological process (GO): cell redox homeostasis; hydrogen peroxide catabolic process; cellular response to stress
Cellular component (GO): cytosol
Molecular function (GO): thioredoxin peroxidase activity
Source: RefSeq, a predicted model, not a curated record